AUGAAUUCUCAGUGGCAGCCGUAUAAAGAUCCCUUGGUGGGUCGUCCUGCGCAAUUCAACAAUAACGGGUUGACGUCGAAUCCGAACACUCAACAGCUGCCUUCGAACUACGGCGGCCAGUCACAAUCAUCUCAGGCUCCUGCUGGCUACACUUACGAGCCUUUUCAAUCCCCGGGCAUCAUUGCCAAACCGCCUUCGACAAAAUCGGCUUCGAUGGCGUCGUCCCCAGCUGCUACACCCCAUACCCGGGAUUAUGUCACUGAACAGGAUGCCAUCAUGGAAGAUGCAGAUCCAUAUAACCGGGCCAAAUACCCAACAAGGUCGAACCAUCAGAGCCGACCGUCUUCGCAGUACUUUCCCAGCGAAGGGUCUACCGCUGCCCGCAGAUACUCUCCGAUGAAUGUGCUGUCGCCAACUUUGCCCUACAACUCAAGCCCAGGAAAAUCUGGCAAUACGUACGCUUUCCCGCCCGCGACGCAUCCAUCUAGGCAGUCGCCAACACGAACGCCGAAUUACUCCUCGCCUCCCCAGCCGUUUCAGUCGCCUCCUUCUGGUUCGCGUCCUCCGAGAUUACCUCCAUUGCAACCCACAGACAUGAGCCCGGAUCAAUUUUUUGGUCCAUCGUCAGGACCUCAGCUCAGCUCACCGUUCGCGCAGGACGGAUGGUCACGCACGGGAUCCGGGGCCCCUCAGCAGCCGGGGCGAGGCCCGUUGCCGAAAUUCCAAAAGAUCAAAUCGAUUCAAGACCUCAAGCCUCGCAUCAAUGCCCAGCCCGCGUACCGGCGUGCCAAUCCUGAGGGUGGCUUCAUCAGCCCACUUCAAGCUUUAACGAACCAUCUUCCAGCUACUUAUCGGAUAUGCAAUCCGAACUUUCACUACGAGUCGUCAAGGAACCCACGGCGGGUUCUCACAAAGCCCAGUAAGGGCGUCAAGAACGACGGGUACGAUAACGAGGACAGCGAUUACAUUUUGUAUGUCAACGACAUCCUGGGAAGCGAAGAGGCAGGGCAUAAGAAUCGCUAUCUCAUUCUUGACGUCCUCGGCCAAGGGACCUUUGGGCAAGUCGUUAAGUGCCAGAAUCUCAAGACGCAGGAGGUCGUUGCUGUUAAAGUAAUCAAGAACAAGACUGCGUACUUCAAUCAGAGUAUGAUGGAGGUAUCAGUUUUGGAUUUGCUCAACAGCAGAUACGACAAAAACGACGACCACCAUCUCCUUCGGUUGAAGGACACUUUUAUACACCGUCAACAUCUUUGUUUGGUAUUUGAGCUACUCAGCGUGAACCUUUACGAGUUGAUCAAGCAGAAUCAAUUCCGAGGCUUGAGUACAACUCUUGUGCGCGUUUUUGCGCAGCAAUUGCUCAACGCACUGAGCCUUCUGAAUAAGGCGCACUUGAUUCAUUGCGAUCUUAAGCCGGAGAAUAUUUUGCUGAAAAACCUUGAGAGCCCCAUUAUUAAGGUUAUUGACUUUGGGUCCGCCUGUGAUGAAAGACAAACAGUUUACACAUACAUCCAGUCCAGAUUUUACCGCUCACCAGAGGUGCUUCUCGGCUUGCCAUACUCUUCCGCAAUCGACAUGUGGUCUCUCGGUUGUAUAGUAGUCGAGCUGUUUCUGGGCUUGCCGCUAUUCCCUGGAUCCUCAGAAUACAACCAGGUGUGUCGCAUUGUGGAGAUGCUAGGUUUACCGCCUACCUGGAUGUUGGAAAUGGGAAAGCAGUCUGGUGAAUUCUUUGAGAAGACUCAGGACGAGUUCGGACGAAAGAGUUACCGGCUGAAGAGCCUGGAGCAGUAUUCCCGGGAACAUAACACAAAGGAGCAACCCAGCAAGAAAUAUUUCCAAGCAUCGACACUGGAGGAAAUCAUUCGGAGUUAUCCAAUGCCAAGGAAAAAUAUGAAACAGGCAGAGAUUGAGAGAGAAGUCAACAACCGCGUUGCAUUCAUUGACUUCGUCCGUGGUCUGCUGUCGAUCAAUCCGCUCGAGCGCUGGUCGCCGCAACAAGCAAAGCUCCACCCGUUCAUUACACAGCAAAAGUUCACCGGGCCGUUUGUCCCCCCAAUGAACUUGAAGUAUUCGUCUCUUAACAAGACCCUCCCACCCGGUAUUCAGCAGCAGCAGCAAGCGGAAGCUGCGAGUAAGCAAAGGGCGGCACAUGCUCAAUCCGCCGCUCAGAGCGCGUACACAAUGCAAAUGAACCAGUACCAUCCUUCGGCACAUGCGCAGCCGCCACCACCGAUGUACACGGGGAUGUAUGGCGGACACCAACAACCGCCUCCACCAUACCCCACACAGCCGCCAGCAUACGGCCACCAAAUGAAUCUUAUGCCCGGCCAAAUGCCCCAAACGCAAUACGGGGCCUCCCAGAGCCUUUAUGCACAAGCGACAACGAGGGCUGGCCGUCAACGUGCGUCAACCAUGGAUCCUCAGGGGGUUCCACCAACUAUCCAAAGAGUUGCCAGCCAUUUGGAUCCCAAUGCGCCUAUUCGGCUGCAACCAAGCCCGGCUUACUACCCUCCGCCGGCCGAUGGUUAUGCUGACCCUAACUCUGCAAAUCAAAGACGGCGAGGCAGCCGUGUUGGUGGAACACGAAACCGGGAUUUCAUCCGCACUCUUGAGGACGGCGUCUUGGGGGAUGGCUACAUGGGUCAAAACCAGUGGCACUAGGUUGCAUACUGCCAAGCACAAGUUGAAGGUUGCGCAAGAGUCGUAUAUAAGGCAUUUUCUCUUCUCGUCGGGCACAAGCAUGCUCCAUACGCGUUAAUCACAGAUGAUAUGGACGCAGAGUCGCUCCGAUCGUUGCCAUGAUUACGUCGCCGUUUGCAAUCCGCUCGAUUCGCCGGUUUCCUUAUUCCUUGACCUAGCUCCAGGCGCUCCCGAAUUGGUGCUGUAUCGAUCUCUGCUG
Molecule: messenger RNA, 2896 nt
Organism: Aspergillus nidulans FGSC A4
Lineage: Eukaryota; Fungi; Ascomycota; Eurotiomycetes; Eurotiales; Aspergillaceae
Product: protein yak1
Exons: 8
Coding region: 1-2658 (885 amino acids)
Cellular component (GO): cytoplasm
Molecular function (GO): transferase activity; protein serine/threonine kinase activity; ATP binding
Source: RefSeq, a predicted model, not a curated record